This is a messenger RNA of Zingiber officinale, 2410 nucleotides long. RefSeq names its product endoglucanase 9-like. The transcript has 6 exons. Bases 202 to 2085 code for a protein of 627 amino acids. Gene Ontology annotation, molecular function: hydrolase activity, hydrolyzing O-glycosyl compounds. The record is from RefSeq and is a predicted model, not a curated record. Gene Ontology annotation, biological process: carbohydrate metabolic process. Lineage: Eukaryota; Viridiplantae; Streptophyta; Magnoliopsida; Zingiberales; Zingiberaceae.
UCCUCUCUCGUUCUCGAAUUACGAGGUUCUGUUCCAGCUGGCGAACUGGUAAAACGAUGGCAAAAGCUGGCGCCUUUUCCACUUUUGCUCCUAUGCGCCACUCGCCUUUCGUCGCCUUCCUCUUCCCCCUUUCAAACUCGGAUUUUGGCGGUCUUCUAGGCCUCGUUGUUGCAGGCUAGGCGUGGAGCGGUCUGAGGAGGGAUGAGCAUGUACGUCCGUGACCCCUGGGGCGGCCCGCUGGAGCUGCAGGGUGACUCCGCCACCGACGACGACCGGAGCCGCAACCUCGAUCUAGACCGGGGGGCGCUGUCGAUGACGUCGCGGCAGCUGGACGAGACCCAGCAGAGCUGGCUCCUCGCGGCGCCGGGGUCCCACGGGAAGAAGAAGAAGAAGAAGUACGUCGACCUCGGGUGCCUCCUCGUCAGCCACAAGCUCUUUCUCUGGACCGCCGGCGCCGUCGUCGUCGCGGCCGCGCUCGCCGGACUCAUCGCCAUCAUCGUCAAGACCGUCCCCCGGCGCCACCGCCUAGAGCCGCCGCAGGAUAAUUACACCCUCGCACUCCACAAGGCGCUUAUGUUCUUCAACGCCCAGCGAUCGGGGCCGAUUCCCAAACACAGCAAUGUAUCGUGGAGGGGGAACUCCGGUUUGAGGGAUGGCCUCUCCGAUCAAUCGUACGGGAAGAAUCUCGUCGGAGGAUUCUACGACGCCGGCGACGCCAUCAAGUUCACCUUCCCCGCUUCCUUCGCCAUGACCAUGCUCAGUUGGAGCGUUAUCGAGUACAGUACCAAGUACGAAGCCGCCGGAGAGCUCCACCACGUCAAGGAGAUCAUAAGGUGGGGCGUCGAUUACCUGCUGAAAACCUUCAAUUCUUCCGCUGACACCACCGAUAGCAUCGUUGCAGAGUUUUUGCAGGUUGGGCAAGGUUCUGCUUCAGGAGGAACUAAACAAAACGAUCACUACUGUUGGAUGAGACCAGAGGACAUUGAUUACCGGCGGCCGGUUGCCAUCUGCUGGGAUAGGUGCUCUGACCUUGCCGCAGAGGCGGCUGCAGCUUUAGCUGCAGCUUCCAUAGUGUUCAAAGACGACAAGGCCUACUCCCACAAACUCGUCCAUGGCGCUUCCACUCUUUGGAAGUUCGCCUCUAGAUACACCAAGCACAAAAGUGUAUAUACUGGACAAUGGGAUGCCGCCUCCUACAAUUCAACUAGUAAUUUUGAUGAACUUAUUUGGGGUGGAGCAUGGAUGUACCUCGCAACCGGCAAUGCAUCGUGCCUCUCGGUUUCGACUAAUCCCAAGCUCGCCCAACAAGCUGGGGCAUUUCAUGGCGGUCCUCAAUAUGGAGUUCUGAACUGGGACAACAAGCUCCCUGGUGCUCAAGUUCUUCUUAGUAGAUUGAGGUUGUUUCUGAGUCCCGGUUACCCCUACGAAGAAAUACUAAAAGCUUUCCAUAAACAAACUGCCAAUUUCAUGUGCUCAUAUCUUCCGGUUUUCAAGUCCUUCAAUCGCACAAAAGGUGGUUUAAUUGAACUAAACCAUGGAAAUCCAAAGCCUCUUCAGCAUGUAGUGAAUGCUGCAUUUCUUGCAACACUCUACAGUGACUAUCUCGAAACAGCCGAUGCUCCAGGAUGGUAUUGUGGUCCUAACUUCUACCCUGCUGGUGCACUUCGUGACUUUGCUCGCACUCAGAUUGAUUACAUCCUGGGCAAAAAUCCACACCAACUGAGUUAUGUUGUGGGAUUCGGCACAAAAUAUCCUAAGCAUGUUCAUCACAGAGGAGCAUCAAUUCCGAAGAACAGGGUGCAUUAUAACUGCAAAGGAGGGUGGAAAUGGAGGGACACCAGGAAGCCUAAUCCAAACACAAUCGCCGGUGCUAUGGUCGCUGGACCAGAUAGGCACGACGAGUUCAGAGAUGUUCGGUCUAACCGCAACUACACUGAGCCAACACUCGCAGGCAAUGCUGGAUUAGUUGCUGCCCUGGUGGCUUUGUCUGGAGGCAGAACUGGAGUUGACAAGAACACUAUGUUCUCUUCGGUUCCCCCAAUGUUUCCGAAUCCCCCACCACCGCCUGCACCAUGGAAGCCUUGAGAAAAUGUUCUGUAGUUCUUGUUGCUCUAUGUUAUAUUUCUUCCAUCCAUCCCGAUUCUGCGAGAUAUAGCAAGUUAUUAAAGAUCAAAUGAGUGUGGAGCUGAGUGAAGCACCUCAGUUUUGCAUCCUUUUUGUUAGAUGUCUUGCCAAUGUUGUACAGAGCCCCUAUUAGACUCAGUGUGUGAACUAAUUUUCUCUCUUCAGCUCAAUUUAUUUUUCUGAAACAUGGUAAGCUUGUUGAAAAUUCUCGAAAAUAUAGCAAGCUCAUCAAAACCAUGUUGAGUCGUUGAUUUAUUUCUAUUUAGUCUUGUACAAUUUCAGUGAA